This is a messenger RNA of Aspergillus clavatus NRRL 1, 252 nucleotides long. RefSeq lists its product as uncharacterized. The coding region runs from base 1 to 252 and encodes 83 amino acids. The record is from RefSeq and is a predicted model, not a curated record. The transcript has 2 exons. Lineage: Eukaryota; Fungi; Ascomycota; Eurotiomycetes; Eurotiales; Aspergillaceae.
AUGGCGAUCAUGAGCUCUGGACUGCUCGGGCGGGCCAGCCUUCCCAUCCACAUCGAAUCUAGUUCCGGAGCAGCUGGAGAGAUCUCCUUUACUCAUUGGCUGUAUGCACGCAUUACGGUCUCUGGGUGCAUGGAUGGAAACCCGGUCGAAACAGCGGCCUCCUCGACUGGUAUUGACUGGAAGAAGCCCUGGUCCAAGUUGCCUGCCGGUGCCUCGAGUCGCGAUGACUAUGCCGCCCAUUCUGCUACUUAG